This is a messenger RNA of Trichomonas vaginalis G3, 1827 nucleotides long. RefSeq names its product biological adhesion protein. NCBI's taxonomy places the organism in Eukaryota, Parabasalia, Trichomonadida, Trichomonadidae. The transcript has a single exon. The record is from RefSeq and is a predicted model, not a curated record. Bases 1 to 1827 code for a protein of 608 amino acids.
AUGAACGAAUCUAAGCCAAUACAGAAACAACCAGUUAUUACUCUUGAUGAAUCACGCUCAAAAAGUUUCUAUAAAUCACUAAAUAAAGUUUUAACUCAAGUUGCAUCAGAUAAAAUCGUUAAACAAAUGUUAUCAAGUCCAAAUUCAUUUAGUUUCGUUACAAACAGAGUUGGAGAGAUUAUAAAUAACAUAGUUAACAAUGACCGUGAAAUACAUAUUAAGAAAUUGUCAGCCCAACUUCAAAAAUAUCGUCACGCAACCGAAAAUAUCGAUUCUGAACAAAUAAGAUCUCUUGGUAAACAAGUUAUAGAUGCUGCAGCUCAACAAAACCAGAAAGAAUUAUUUUACAAGAAACAAAUUAAAACGCAAGAAAUUCAAAUUAAAAAGCUUCAAUCUGAGGUUUCCGAAUUACGUGCACAACUUGCACUAAAACAAAUUAACUCCCAACCACAAAAUACAGAGAAACUUGGACAACAAAUUAGUUUAUUCAAACCUUAUGAUCCUGAACUAAUUAAGCUUAAGAAUCAAGUAAGAGAUAUUAAAACAGAAUUACUUACAGAAGCCACAAUGAUCAAUUCGAUGAAACUUCUUUUCAAUUCUGAAAUUAAAACUAAACUCAAUACAUCCAAGCUUUUAAUUGCGCAUUUACUAGAUAAAAUAUCGAAUCUUCGCUCUCAGCUUAAUACAGAAAAGGAACUUCGAGCUCAAUGUCAGCAUCAUUAUGAAGAAGAAAUUAUUCCAAAUUUAAUGAAUAAUCAAAAAGAGAUCUCAGAGAAACAUAAAGAAAUCAAUGAAAGCAGGCUCAAAGAUAUUGAAAGCAUCAAAACAAUGUUAACAUCACUAAGAAAUGAAAAAUCAAUUUUACAAACUCAAGUUAAAACAUUCAAAUCAUUAAAUGAAGAUCUGAAGAAAGACAAUGCUAAAAAUCAACAAUUAAUAUCAAACUUCAGAAUUUCUACUAAUCAGCUUAAAUCAGAAUUAGAAGAUUACAGAUUUUUGGUUUCUGAAAGGGAUAAUAAGAUCAGAUCUCUUGAAUUAGAGCUAUUUAAUGCUAAUGAGGCAAAAUCGUCUUUGAAUAAUGAACUUUUUGUUCAUAAACAAAUGAUUGAAGAAUUAAACGUUUCCAAUGAUCAAAAUGAAAGAAAUAUUAAUCUCAUAAAGCAUGAAAAUGUUUCUAAGGACCAGAAAUAUCAAUCUAUUUCAUUAGAAAAUCAAAGAUUAAAGGAAACAAUUAAUUCAAUGCAGGAAAAACUUGAAAAUGAAAUUCAAACAAAGUUUGAACUUACGGAAAAAUUCAAUACUUAUCAUAUGAAAUACGAAACGCUCAAAAGAGAAAUUAACUCCCUUCAGAAGUCAUUGAAUGAUUGCAAGUCUGACAACAUGCUUAAAGAUCAAACUAUUAAUGAAAGUAAAAAGGAAAACGAAUCAUUAAAGACUAAAAUUGUGAAACUAGAACUUAAUAUUGAUAGUUUAGAAAACUCAAUUACAGAAAGAUUGGAUGAAGCCAGAGACCAAUACAGCAAGGAGAUAUUCGAUCUUCAAAAUAAGUUAAAACGUCUCCAACUUCAAUUUGAAAAACAAAAUUCAACUAUCAAUAACCAGAAAGUAACUGUUGAAGGGUUGAAUGAACAGAUUGAAAGACAAAAGAGGAAUCUAAUAGAAGUAAAUGAAAGCAAAGAUAAGCUUGAAAAACAGAAGUCUGCUAUUGAGAAAGAGUUAAAUGAUCUAAAGAAAUCAAAUAUCGAGUUGAAAAUCAUGAAUGAGGAAGAAAAGCAUAAGAAUCAAAUUCUGAUCCAAAGAAUGAACUCUUAUUCUGAAGAGCCAUAA